AUGGCGUUGCUGGAGCAGCAUCUCGAGUCCCAUGCCAGUCCCGUAUCCCAGUCUAGUCCCAAGAUGCCUGACAUCAGCGCAGGAAUGAGCAGCUAUAGCUGUGAACUUUGUGGGGAGGUCUUCCUCGAUCCAGGUCUCUUAGCAAAUCAUCAUCGGAGGCAGCAUAUGGGUCAGUCAACAUCAGUAGUCAUCACGGAUGAGGAUUCUCAAGGUAUGUCCGAAUGUGGAGCAGACCAUGACGAAGGUGGAUCAACGUCUGGAACUCCCAACAAACCCCUCCCCUUCCUUUGCCAGCACUGUGUCCGGUCAUUCCGGUCAUGGAGGAGUCUGAAAUACCAUCUCCUCACCUGUCACGGACUUCAACAUUCGUGUGACGUCUGCAUGGAUGCCUUCCCGACCAUGCUCUCGCUUCAGCAGCAUGAACUGAGUCACAAUGACAAUACAACCAAGCCUGUCUACAGAUGCACCAUCUGCAACAAGAUGUUCGGCUCACUCACACACUGCACGUCGCACAAGCGAGUCCACACAACAUCGAAGCCCCACGUCUGUGAUACCUGUGGCAGCUCGUUCUUCAAGCGAGGCGACCUCACCAAGCAUGUCCGCACAGUGCAUUGCCCCAACAAGCAUUUUGUGUGCAAGGUCUGUGGUCGUACUGGCACAAGGGCAGACAACAUGCGAGUACACGUCAAGAUACAUCAGAAGUUCAUGACCCGUGAUCAGAUUGACCUCCUCAUCGAUGAGGUGUACAAAACUUAA
Haliotis rubra (blacklip abalone) is the source of this 756-nucleotide messenger RNA. Its product is annotated as zinc finger protein 595-like. Gene Ontology annotation, molecular function: DNA-binding transcription factor activity, RNA polymerase II-specific; RNA polymerase II transcription regulatory region sequence-specific DNA binding. Gene Ontology annotation, biological process: regulation of transcription by RNA polymerase II. The record is from RefSeq and is a predicted model, not a curated record. Bases 1 to 756 code for a protein of 251 amino acids. Gene Ontology annotation, cellular component: nucleus. The transcript has a single exon. NCBI's taxonomy places the organism in Eukaryota, Metazoa, Mollusca, Gastropoda, Lepetellida, Haliotidae.